This is a messenger RNA of Magallana angulata, 3988 nucleotides long. RefSeq names its product kelch-like protein 41. The coding region runs from base 230 to 2080 and encodes 616 amino acids. Gene Ontology annotation, molecular function: protein binding. The transcript is spliced from 4 exons. The record is from RefSeq and is a predicted model, not a curated record. NCBI's taxonomy places the organism in Eukaryota, Metazoa, Mollusca, Bivalvia, Ostreida, Ostreidae.
CCUUGCUCAAAAUACCAGUCAGCGCUUUUUCCAUAAAUAGAAGGAGUGGAAUCUGAUAUUCCCAUCUUGGCAGCAUGGCAGACAGACUACACAUGCGUGUCCCCCGAGCUAAUCGACACCAGCUGCCAAAAACGUUUGUUGAUUCUCAAGUUGCAAAGGAAUUCGACCCGACCUGACUUUGUAGUAGGAGGAGGUCAGCGUAGUGCAAGCAUUUGUGGUUCUUAAAAAGAUGACAGAGGAUGAUGGAGGACUGAAUCCUCAGCAGAAGAGAUUGUUGGAUGGACUGUACACGUUCUACCAAAAAGGUCAGCUGACCGAUGUCACAUUGGACGUAGAAGGACAACAGUUUGCGUGCAACAGGAACAUCCUGGCAGCUAGUAGUCCCUUCUUCAGAGCUAUGUUUACCAGUGAUGUCAGAGAAAGUACAGAUAGUGUUGUUCCAAUACAUGAGAUCAGCAAAGAUGCCAUGGAGACUCUGCUUGAAUAUAUUUACAGUGGAAAAAUCAAUCUGACCAAUGAGAAUGUCCAAAACGUCUUCUCCGCGGCCAACUUCCUUGAAAUGCUGGAAGUCGUUGACAAGUGCAUUAAUCACAUAUCUGCAGCUGUUGGGCUGGCUAACUGUCUGGAUGUGUUUUUCUUUGCUAUGUAUAACUACUGUGAAAAGUUGAAACAAAACAGUGGAAAAUUCAUUCUCAAGAAAUUUCCAGAAAUAGCCGAGUCCGAGGAGUUUAUGUCUAAAGUGGAAGUUGGGGACUUAAUCUGGUUUUUGUCAUCCGAUGACAUUUACGUAGAUCGCGAGGAGUAUAUCUUUGAAUAUAUUUUGAAAUGGAUAGACUUUGAUGCAGAGACAAGAACCAGGCUUUUUCCCAAACUGUUCAAGUGCCUGCGUUUGCCAUUGAUAAAUGAUGAGUAUUUUGAAGAAAACGUUGCAAGUCAUGAGCUGGUUAGAGGGAAUAGCUUUUGUCAAGGAGUUUUGACAUCAUUUAGUCUUUUCAAAAUUCAGCAAGCUCACAUGUUAGAUGUUGAUACAGACUCACCAUUUGCAAACCCCACCCCAAGACUCGGAAUGUUCAACCGAAAACUGAUUGUGUAUUCUGGGGGUGCUUAUGCGGCCAAUGAAAGGUCAUUCACAGCAUUUGACCCAGUCACUAAGAAGAAUUACUAUGGAAUAAAGCCCCACCCGUCCUUUGAUUUCAAAUUUCGGAUAGACUACUUUUCUUUGGUUACCACAGACAACAAUAACAUUUACUUCAUAGGUGGCAUUUUCUAUGAGAAUUAUCAUUUUUCUGUGACAGGGGAGGCUGAGAAAGAUUUCUUCCUGUAUGACGAAAAGGAAUCUAAGUGGCUGCCCAUGAAGCCUAUGGGAGUAGCUCGCUGUCAGUUUGCCGCCUGUAACUACGGAGAUGAAGUGUUUGUAUGUGGCGGAAAAUCUAGUUUUCCGCUUGGAGAACCAAUGGACACUGUGGAAGUCUAUGAUCCAGAAAUCCACUUUUGGACAGUUAUGGAACCAAUGCCUAUGGCGCUGUACCAGCAUUCACUGUGCUGCCAUGGUAAAGCUUUGUACGUCUUUGGUGGAAAAGAUGUUGUAGAUGAACAUGUAGAAAGUGUAUUCCGAUUUGACAUUCCCACAAACUGUUGGACCGUGGUAUGCACCAAUAUGCUGAAACCACGCUCCGAACAUCUCUCACUGAUUGUGGAGGACAAGAUCUUUAUUUUGGGGGGUGGAUCCAAACAUUCCAAUGCUGUGGAGGUGGAGAUUUUUGACCCUGCCACCAACAGAUGGUCAUUUGGUGCCGAUUUUGUGGAGGAGAGGAAAAUAUUUGCAGGCUGUGUGUAUGAAGGACAGAUUUAUAUCACAGGAGGUGUGAGACAGUUCAGCAGACCCGACAAGCCGACAAGAACUGUGGAAACAAAAGACUUCUAUCGCUACCAUGUCCAUCGGAACGAGUGGGAGAAACUGGUCCGUUUUGUUCAGUACGCUAGCACUCAGUGCUGUACUGUGGCAACACUCAAUGUCAAGUUCCUCCACGAAAGCGACUUUGUCAGUGUAGGAGAAGGAGUGGAACCCAGUCCACAUUAGGUAGCUUAUAAUGUAGUAUGAAGUGUCAGUGAAAUCAACUUCUACAAAGCAGAGAAGUUGAUAAAUCAAAAUUUGUUAUCUUCAUGGUGUGGAGUCCGUGAAAUUAGCAUUGGCUUCUUUGAAGGUAGAAAAGUUGAUAUAAAGUCUACAUUAGUUAUAUUCUCUGUGUCUUGUCGACUGUCAGAGAAGAUCCCAUUAAGAUCACAUCGCAUGAAAAUAGUGGUGUUUUACUGUAAUGUUUCUGAGUGACAACUGUGUAAGUGUCAGGGAACAUGUAAAGUUUGGUACAACAACAUACAGAUUUGGCAUGUAGCCAGGUACAACAGUAACUAUGAUUUUUAGCUCACUUGAUUUUAGUUGAACCUUUUAUGAUCAAAAUUUAUGCGUUGUCUGUUGUUGGCGCCGUUGUUGUCGUAAGCUUUUCACACUUUCAUCUUCCCCUCCAAAACCUCUGUAUAAAUGAAAGGCCACACUUCCUUAAAGGAAAGAUAAUUUAAAGUAAGUGAAAAUUUUUUGGUUUUUUUCAAAAAAGUUUUCUACUUUAAACAGUCAGGGGCAUAAUGCAAACAGGUUAUUUUUUAGAAGAACUCAAGUUAUUAUUAAGGUCAAAGUGAGUUACCUCUCUUUGCGUGUAACUCUCUUUUCUAUUACUUAUAACUUUAGAAAGUUAUUUAAAAGUUGUGUAUUCUUUUUUUCAUCAAUAACUCUAACAAGUUAUUUUUAUUUGAUGUUUUAAUUGGUUCAAGUUGUUUCAAUAAUUAAAAAACUCUAAAAGAUCCACACCCGGCCCGUCGGGCUUAUAUGGGUAUAGUCCACUAAUGCAUUUUCCAUAGGCGGUAAUGUUAAAGUAAGGGUUCAUAGCUCUGGCCCUAAUUUUUGUUCAGCGACCCCUUGAAUAAAAGCUCAUCAAAUUGUCUCUCUCCUGUUAAAAUUUUGUGGUGUGAAGUCAGAUUUGUUUCCCGGCAAAAUGUGUCUGUAUUGAAAAUGAAAGUAAAAGUAGGGGAUUUCACAAUUUUGGAAAGGGUGAACAUCAAACAAUUUUAAUUCUUUUCUUUAAAUGAUAAUUCAAUUUUGACACUUGCUUUUAAAAUUGCAAAUCCUCUUUUCUGGCAUGUGUCAAGCAUUUUGAUUUAAAAUGUCCCAAUAAAUGUAUAUACACUCUGCAAGUAUAGGAACUAUUUUGCUUAAAGGCACUACUUUGUUGUCCUACCGAUUCUAAAAAUAGUUAGAGGGAUAUACCCAUAUGUCACUUUUAUAAACACAAUAAUGUACACAAUAAUGUACAGAAUACAUUAAGAAAACAGCGCAAUGCAAGAUGGGGAAAAAAACCCAAAAGGACAAAAAAAAACAACAAAAAAUACAUGUUUAAAUACAUAAUACAACAAAUAAAUCUUUAAGGAGUUUUGGGAUAUCAGUGAGUUUAAGUAUUAUUUUUAUAUAUUUGCUUACAACUCAUUACUUAAAUACAAUUGAUUGUCUUUUCUUACAAUGUAAGUAUAAAUAUUUGGCAACCUGACGAGGAUAAUUGACAAUGAGCAAACAUAAUAAUUCAUCAUCUGAAUAUUUUUCUGACUGAUUAAGACCAGUAUUUUUAAAUAGUUUUUUUUCGAUAAUUAUUAUAUAAAGAACAAUGUAAUAAAUGUAAUAAAAAAAUGUUAUACUUUCAUGUUAAAUACUGAAAUCUGAUCGGUUUAGACGCAGUUGGUAAUCCGUUCUAUUACCCUCAGCGUUAGCAACAUACUUGGCAACGGGUAACACAACGAAUUGUUACAUGCGCGUAAAUUAUGCGCGUAUGGUUCACCGUAGAGUUCACUUCAUUUCUAUAUAAAAGCAGUAAAAUUUUCAUAAAAAAUAAGACAUUCAGUAUAAUAAAAUAAAUAGUGCCUGUUUAGGAGGGUAACUGUUGAA